CAGAAUUACACUCGGAUACACACACGAACACUGAUAUAUUAUAUUAUUAAACUGUGUUUCAAGUUAAAAAAAAAUAAUGUCGCUAAGUUUGGUCAUUAUUAUUAUGUUUAUAUCGAGUGUUAUUGAAACAGCUCCAUUGAACAGAACAGAUAUAAAAAACGAACUUAUCGAGAUCUUAAGCAAAUCGAACUUGUCUAGACCGGAGUUUCAAGUUGCUGAAAACAAAGAUCCACAGGAAACGAUAUCAUUGAAUAGUCUUGAGGGUGAAACUGACGUUGCCGAAAUCCCAAGCAAAUCGAACCUGCGUAGAUUUGAGGAUUCACUCGUCGAUGACCUGCAAGUUGCUGAAGCAAAACCCAUUAAACAGGAAUUAAGUACCAAAAAAGCAGACCGAGCGAAUGACGAUAAAUCACACAAAGCGCGCAGUGAUGACUACUUAACGCCAGGUCCAGUGUUCGGGAAUAAAGAUCACAUAGAGUUGACCCUUCCACUACCGAGGUAUGAAACAGAUAAAAUGGGCAACUGGGUUCACAAUCCGUGGGCCGUUAGUUUUGGCGAUCUGUUUCGAGAUACUCGUUACAAUAUUGGUGGUGAAUUUACGGUAUAUCGAAUGAGAAUUGAUUCGAGACCACAUAUAAACUAUUACAAAGAAAUGGGCCCCUUGAGCACUGUUUGCAUCGGAAGAUCGACACCUUAUAAUAUACCACCGGUAACAGGUUGGCUCUUUCCAUAUUUCUAUACAAAAAUUCGAGAUCGAAAAAUUAUGAUGGAGCUGCGUAAAACGAUAUUUAAAGACGGACGGGCCAUUGAGUGCCAUUCUAGUAAAUAUCCAGAAUUUAGGAGCUAUAUUGACUGUGCACUGCUACGUAACAUGCGAUUGGAGUUUUUGAUUCCCGAGUAUCCCAAACACCAACUUAUACCUGACCAAUACACAGAAAUUGUCUGAUCAUUUGAUCGUGAUAAUAAAGUUCCAAGCAGAAGAAAACUCGUUAAACA
Molecule: messenger RNA, 996 nt
Organism: Drosophila sulfurigaster albostrigata
Lineage: Eukaryota; Metazoa; Arthropoda; Insecta; Diptera; Drosophilidae
Exons: 5
Coding region: 77-946 (289 amino acids)
Source: RefSeq, a predicted model, not a curated record